CAUGGGUGCUCAAACGCUUGCUUUAACUUUGGUAACGGAAAGAAGACGCUGUGGCAAAAUAAAUGUCUACUAACAAAAAUGCAAUUGGUUAAUUUUGAAAAAAAAUAAAUAUGAUUGGCGUUCACGUAAUCGUUUUAGCUGUUGCGGUAUCUCUGCAUAAUUGUCUUAAACUAAGUGAUUUGCCGGUACUUAAGAAGUGGGAAAUACCCUCGCAUCACAUUUCUAAACACAUUGGAAGAAAGUUUAAAGAUUUGGAAAAUCUCGAUACUAAACGAAGCCAUCACUGGGAACUUCAACCUGAUUUCACAUCAAAUGAAGUAGAUUGGUACGAAGAUCCAGAGAAAGUAAAGCUGGACUUUAAUUAUAAAAGUUUUUUAGAUGAAGAAGAGUCGAGUCUAAAAUCUGAAGCAAGUGUUCCUCAUUCAAAGCAAAUUGCAAAUAACGGAGUAAAAAGAAAUAAUAUUGCAAAAAACCCAGAAACUUAUAAAAAAGCAAAUUUUGCAAGAUUUGUUAUUAAUUCAAAAUUGCACAAUAAUACUUUAAAAGAAGAAAAUUUCGAAAAUAAAAAACACCGUCAAAGAAGAUCAAACCAGGAUUUUAAAAUAGUUUCAUCUACUGAUAAUUAUCACCAUGACGAUAAUGUAAUUUAUGAAAAAGAAACGAAAAGUACAGCAGAAAGUUUAUAUGAUCGAGAAAAACGAGAUAUCAUAUCAGAUUUUCUUAAUAAACAACGCAACUCUAAAGCCAAUGGAAAAGUUCAAGUAAACAAGAAAAAAGAUCCUGUCGUUAAAGAUAGCAACAAACAUACUAGCGCAUUAGAAAACAAAGAAUCGCUUGAAAAAAAAAAUGCAGAGCUUAAAAUAAAGAAAAGCAAAGAUGGAGUUUUAGGCGAUGAACAAAUAGUAAAAAAUACAAAACCAAUAACGUUGAGACUAGAAAAUUCUAAAAACACCAAAACGCAUAAAAAUUCAAUGCUGCAGUUACAGGAUGUAAAAGCAACAACUAGAGAAAAAAUAGAUCAUCCAAAAGAAAAACUUAACAUGGAUACCGUACCUGCCAACGUAGCAAGAGCAGUUGCUAUGGCUAUGGAACAACUUAAACGCGAUAAAAUGUGGGGUAAAGUGUUUGUUCAUGUUCGACCAAGUGGUCAGCUAAAAGUAAUGGUCCAAGAAACCACAAAAAUGGAUGAUGAUACUAAUAAAAAAUAAGUUAUAAAUUAGUUUUGGCAAAAAUGUUCGUUAUUUAGAAUGAUUACUAUACAAAAAGUAUAAGAAUUUUCAAGCACUUCACUUCAUACAAUAGUUUAAAUAAUAACACUGUAAAUAUUAAUAAAUAAAGUUUUUGUUAAGAAAGUUUUUUAUUUGA
Messenger RNA from Hydra vulgaris (swiftwater hydra), 1365 nucleotides. RefSeq lists its product as uncharacterized. Lineage: Eukaryota; Metazoa; Cnidaria; Hydrozoa; Anthoathecata; Hydridae. The record is from RefSeq and is a predicted model, not a curated record.